AUGAGUGAACAAUCGUCACAGCUGUCACAGCCUACUGACCCGCUUGGAACCAGUGUUGAAGAUCUAUACCUAGAAAGUUAUGCAUUCACCACAGCCGCUGCAAUUGUUGGUUCCGUUGACCGCAAAAUAUUUGUAUUGUUAAGAGACGGCAGAAAUUUCUUUGGCAUAUUAAGAACAUUUGACCAGUUUGCCAAUUUGGUCCUCCAGGAUACAUUUGAGCGGAUAUAUGUGGAAGGGGAGCCCAAAAAAUAUGGCGAAAUCUAUCGAGGCGUGUUUAUAGUGAGAGGUGAAAAUGUUGUCAUGAUGGGCGAGCUCGACAUUGACAGAGAGGACGACCAUUUGGAAACUUUACAACAAAUACCCUUUGAGCAGGCUGAAAAAGAGCAAAAACUUUAUCACGAAAAGCUAAUAAAAGAGGAAAAGACAAAAACAAAGACAUUUUUUGAUAAAGGAUUGAUUUACGAUUUCCAGCAAUCUGUUUUAUACUAA
Molecule: messenger RNA, 489 nt
Organism: Lodderomyces theae
Lineage: Eukaryota; Fungi; Ascomycota; Pichiomycetes; Serinales; Debaryomycetaceae
Exons: 1
Coding region: 1-489 (162 amino acids)
Biological process (GO): deadenylation-dependent decapping of nuclear-transcribed mRNA
Cellular component (GO): Lsm1-7-Pat1 complex; P-body
Molecular function (GO): RNA cap binding
Source: RefSeq, a predicted model, not a curated record